This is a messenger RNA of Durio zibethinus, 863 nucleotides long. RefSeq names its product 17.3 kDa class I heat shock protein-like. NCBI's taxonomy places the organism in Eukaryota, Viridiplantae, Streptophyta, Magnoliopsida, Malvales, Malvaceae. The record is from RefSeq and is a predicted model, not a curated record.
AAAGUACAAGAAUCUUCCUUUCAAUGGUUUAAAUACCCAGUCUAUCCUUUCUCACGCAUCAAGAAAUACAAGAAGCGAAGCAAGAGAAAGGGAAAUACAAGAAGUUGACUCCGAUUCUCAAAAUCCCAAGCAACUUAGAACCAAUUCCAAGAAAUUGAGAAAGAAAAUGUCUCUGAUCCCAAGUUUCUUCGGGAACCGACGAGGCAACAAUUUCGAUCCAUUCUCUGUCGAUGUAUGGGAUCCCUUCAAGAAUUUUCCAUCACUUUCCCAAGAAAACUCCGCCUUCGUCAGCACUCGUGUUGACUGGAAAGAGACCCCGGAAGCCCAUGUGUUCAAGGCUGACCUUCCUGGACUGAAGAAAGAGGAAGUGAAAGUGGAGAUCGAAGAUGACAGGGUGCUUCGAAUCAGCGGGGAGAGGAAUGUUGAGAAGGAAGAGAAGAAUGAUACGUGGCAUCGCGUGGAGCGGAGCUGUGGCAAGUUCUCGAGGAGGUUUAGGUUGCCUGAGAAUGUGAAGAUGGAUCAAAUUUACGCUUCUAUGGAAAAUGGGGUUCUCACCGUAACUAUUCCCAAGGCGGAAUUGAAGAAGCCUGAUAUCAAGACUAUUCAGAUUUCUGGUUGAAGUUUGAGGUUCUGAACAUGAGAAAAUCCUUGCAAUAGUAAUGUUUUAAGGGAUUAUCGUGAGUUAAAUUGGUGUUCGCUGUUAAUAUUGGAAGUUGUCUCAGUCGAUUACGUAAUUACAAUGUGGGUUUUUUUUUUUUCUUGCUAGUAUUACGAUGUGGUUAAAAUGCUGUAAGAAUGUAAUCUGGUAAUGAAAUUAUGAGUUGUUCUUAAUUGUGUGAUCAGCCUACCUAUCUUUUCGUUGA